Molecule: messenger RNA, 2029 nt
Organism: Heterotrigona itama
Lineage: Eukaryota; Metazoa; Arthropoda; Insecta; Hymenoptera; Apidae
Source: the annotation of a GenBank genome assembly
GUAGACAGCCUGCACGUAAAUACAACUGAAGUCUAAAUUAAAGGGAGCGAGAAACGAAACCGAGCCAGUAUGGAAAACAAAUUUAAACAGAAGUGGAAUAUCACAACAAUUGCUCUCAUCGAGCAAUAUAUCAGCGAGGCAGGAGUUGACAUGCGCGAGGUACCGCCGCGUGGAUGAAUCAUUGAAACGGUCUCUGACGCAUCGAAUAAAAGAGGGAGGCCAACGAGGAAUCAAAGCGGAGCAAGGUUGCAAGCCAUACAAGAACCCGUUUCCACUACAGUAUUCAAUGAUGAAUAAGAACAAUGAAAAUGGCAUAUCGCUGACGACACCUCCAGCCAUCCAUGUUGGUCCUAUAGUGAAUCCAGGGACCAACGAAACCAUCUCUAUUGUGAUUCCAUUAUCAGCCCAGUUGGCCACGGUUACCAGCCAGAAAAUUGAGAAAUCUUGCAAAGAUUGUACCAAGGAUGUCAAACAGUCCCCUAAUAAUGUAAAUCCUCGGCCGAGGAAUGAUAAAACCAAGGGAUGUCCUUAUCCUGGUUGCACUAGGUACGGGAGAGCCUUCUCCAGAGCCCACGACCUGAAACGACAUAUUGCUCGUCAUGAAAUGAGGAAAGAGAAGCUGUCUGAUUACGAAAAUUGUGCUGUGAUCAACAAACAACAGCAAGGUGGGAAAGAAAGCAACGAGAAUGUAACAAAUGGAAUCAUUGAUAGGCAACAUGUGGUUUGGAAUGAUGAAUCACGUGAGAGCAAAUCUUACUCCUGUUUACAUUGCAAGAAGAAAUACACCAGUGAGAUCAAGCUCAAGGCUCAUAUGAACUCUCAUGAAAAGAUUCCAGAUAAGAAUGUGUGUGCUCUGUGUGGAACUUGUUCCCGGAAUGAAGAAGAAUUACAAGAACACAUGAAGCAACAUACAGCGAACAUGUUGGAAGCUCAGACAGCACUGGAAAAAAGUGAGAAACAGCAGCCGGACAAAGAAGACGAUUUCCUGCUCGAGGAGAUGUUACUUUUGAACAAGAAUCCACGAAGGGUCGCGCAACCAGGGAAAAAUAAUAUAAAUGCAGCGUCCAAGAUAAGAUGUGAUUACUGUUCCAAGACAUUCAAGACCAAAUGGACGUUGAGUUCCCACGUGGCAGCUCACGAAGGCCGUUUCCAAUUCGAUUGCCAUCAGUGUGGUAAGAAAUUCGUCAGGAAGAGCCACUAUGAGGGCCACAUGAGGUCUCACGAAGCAGCGCGACCUUACGUCUGUGAACAAUGCGGGAAAACGUUUAAAGAACUGAAGCACAGGAGAGAACAUACUAAGAGAAAGCAUCCUACUAAUCAGAACGCGAUUCAAACGCUGUUGGACAGCAUCAGUCCAUGCGUGUCGGAAGAGUUGCCGGUGGACCAGACCAAAUUCACACUUUUGAUGCCUGUUAAUUUCUCUGUUUAGAGUCGUCAACUUGAUUUCCCCCUAAAACAAUGCAACCUGAUUAGAUAAAUGUGUAAUUGUUUUUGCAAUUUUUAUUACUUUGCAAUUUCUUAAUCUAUCCUUUCAUUUGUUCUACAGUUUCAUCUUGAACGUCAACAAAUUUUGGUCCAACCCGGUAUGAAAAUUUUAGUGAUGUAAAAUUUUCGAUCGUACGGAUAAUUAAUUGGAAAAUGUUAGAUCCCUUUAGUGGAACAAAAGAGUAAAGUUGGAAAUAAAUCUCGAGAAAAUUUCUAGCGGAAAAAACUGACCGAAGGGGCUGAUGCUGUUCUCUCGUAAUAAGAAGAUUGUUAAAUUAUUAUUUUAUACUCGAAAAACCAUUGUUGUAUAUAAUUUGAUUAUAAUGUAAUGUAAUCUUAAAUUUCUAUCUAUAGUUUAUCGAUUCUAUCAACCAGAGCUGUGCUUUUUAUCAUUUUCUUACUUCUCGGACCGACAUUUAAAUCACACAGACAAUCUUGACUGCAAAAUAGCGUACAACAAAAUGUACAUACAAAACGAUUCUAAUAAAUCGAUUGCAAGAAAUCAUUAUCAUGCUUUUCACUACCGCGAACUGUACAAAAGUUG